AUGGUCUUCGUGCUCUCGAGUAUUCUCAGCGUCUUGGCAUUCAUCAGCGGCCUGUUGCCUAUGCCUCCUGUGGAAAUGGCAUUUUCAGCUCAUUCAACACCUGCAGCCCCUUACUUCGUCAUUUACAGCGACAAGUGGAUCUCCGGUGAGACCGGUCCUCCUGCAGUCAGCGAAGUCACGGGGUAUAACGUCUUUGCCCUCUCGUUCUGGCUUAUCUCCGGCCCAGCUGAUCAAGCUGAAGAGUGGACAUUGAUUGACAAUGCCACACGAGCAUCUUACUUGACAUCAUACCACGAUGCCGGGAUUUCUCUUAUUGUAUCUGCUUUCGGGUCCACGGAUGCGCCUACGACUGAGGGAUAUGAUCCUACUACCAUCGCCAAUGAUCUUGCGGCCUUCGUGUUGGAAUAUGAUCUUGACGGUGUCGAUAUUGACUACGAAGAUUUUAAUGCCAUGAAUGCAGAGAAUGGAUCUGCAGAAACUUGGCUGACUACGUUCACCGAAGCUCUUCGUGCUCAGCUUCCGCAAGGCCAAUACAUUUUAACCCACGCACCUGUUGCUCCAUGGUUCUCCACGUCGUACACUAGUGGUGCUUAUUUGACGGUCAACAAGAAUGUUGGAUCGUUAAUUGAUUGGGCGAGUGAGAAGAUCACUGGAAUUUUUUGUGAGCUCAUUCGCCACCUUACAUUCUACAAUCAGGGUACAACUGAGUACACAACGUGUACUGGCCUCCUUACGGAAUCAUCCACGACAUGGCCAGAUACUUCACUCUUCCAGAUUGCAGCAGCAGGAGUUAGUUUAGACAAGUUAGUGAUCGGCAAGCCAGCCACUACUGCGGAUGCGACCAAUGGCUAUAUGAACACCACCUUACUCGCCCAGUGUGUGGACACCGCCUAUCAACAAGGAUGGGAUGCUGGUGUUAUGGUGUGGGAGUUUCCCGACGCUGCAGCGGCCUGGAUUGAAGCUGUGCGAGCGCUCGCAUUCCCAGAAUAA
Molecule: messenger RNA, 990 nt
Organism: Suillus subalutaceus
Lineage: Eukaryota; Fungi; Basidiomycota; Agaricomycetes; Boletales; Suillaceae
Product: glycoside hydrolase family 18 protein
Exons: 11
Coding region: 1-990 (329 amino acids)
Biological process (GO): carbohydrate metabolic process
Molecular function (GO): hydrolase activity, hydrolyzing O-glycosyl compounds
Source: RefSeq, a predicted model, not a curated record